UCUGCAUAUUGAGGCUCCGCCUCUCCCGCUGCAGGACGUCACCAAGGACUGCAGGGGCCUGAGCCGGUGCCGCCGCCGCUGCCGCCGCCGCGCAGCCCCACAUCAGCGCACCGGCGUCAUUGCCGCCCCCAAAGAAGUCGCCGCCGCUAGGGUGCAUUGGUGAAGGGCAAGAUGGCAUCUGCCACAGAUUCUCGCUAUGGGCAGAAGGAGUCCUCGGAUCAAAACUUUGAUUACAUGUUCAAGAUCCUUAUCAUUGGCAAUAGCAGCGUGGGCAAGACAUCCUUCCUCUUCCGCUACGCCGACGACUCCUUCACACCUGCCUUUGUCAGCACUGUGGGCAUCGACUUCAAGGUCAAAACCAUCUACCGCAACGACAAGAGGAUCAAGCUGCAGAUCUGGGACACAGCAGGGCAGGAGCGGUACCGGACCAUCACCACAGCUUACUACCGGGGUGCCAUGGGUUUUAUUCUUAUGUAUGACAUCACUAAUGAGGAAUCCUUCAAUGCAGUACAGGACUGGUCCACCCAGAUCAAGACCUACUCAUGGGACAAUGCCCAGGUGCUGCUAGUGGGGAACAAGUGUGACAUGGAAGAUGAGAGAGUGGUAUCAUCAGAACGUGGCCGGCAGCUGGCUGACCAUCUUGGGUUUGAGUUCUUUGAGGCAAGUGCCAAGGAUAAUAUUAAUGUCAAGCAGACCUUUGAGCGUCUGGUGGAUGUCAUCUGUGAGAAGAUGUCUGAGUCCUUGGACACGGCUGACCCUGCAGUUACAGGCGCCAAGCAGGGCCCACAGCUUACUGACCAGCAGGCGCCCCCACACCAGGACUGUGCUUGCUGAGAGCUGCCCUGCCCCAACCUACCCUUCUUCCACCCCCAGCCACCCAGACCCAACCCAGCCCCCACAAGCCAUGGGCACAAGACCCCUACCCCUGACUUAGACUGUCACCUUUAUUUAUUAUUGUAGCUAUUUAUUUAUUUAUUGAAGAUGUCCCCCAGGGGCCCAGGCUCCCGUCUACCCCUUGCCCUGUCUACCCUGUACAUACAGCCCUACCCCACUCUGCCAUGGUGUGUUGUGGCCCCCUGAACUCACUGUUCACCUUCCUGAGACACUACUUUUUUUUUAAAAUUCACCCCCAUCCACUUGUCAGUUGUGAAGAAGGGCCAGAUGACACCACAGAGCAGGCUGAUAGGGUGAUGGGAGGUGGCCAGGUCUGCCAGCCCCUUGGGUCUGCUACAGUGGGUGAGGCCACUGGCAGGGUAUCUCUGUGUGUACCAAGGGGGU
Otolemur garnettii (small-eared galago) is the source of this 1278-nucleotide messenger RNA. It is a transcript of the gene RAB3A, whose product is annotated as RAB3A, member RAS oncogene family. The record is from RefSeq and is a predicted model, not a curated record. Gene Ontology annotation, molecular function: GTP binding; GTPase activity. Lineage: Eukaryota; Metazoa; Chordata; Mammalia; Primates; Galagidae. Bases 172 to 834 code for a protein of 220 amino acids. The transcript has 5 exons. Gene Ontology annotation, biological process: regulation of synaptic vesicle fusion to presynaptic active zone membrane; maintenance of presynaptic active zone structure; protein secretion. Gene Ontology annotation, cellular component: endosome; synaptic vesicle membrane; synaptic vesicle.